Saccoglossus kowalevskii is the source of this 1206-nucleotide messenger RNA. RefSeq lists its product as uncharacterized. Gene Ontology annotation, molecular function: ribosomal large subunit binding. The record is from RefSeq and is a predicted model, not a curated record. Gene Ontology annotation, cellular component: mitochondrion. Gene Ontology annotation, biological process: negative regulation of ribosome biogenesis; negative regulation of translation. NCBI's taxonomy places the organism in Eukaryota, Metazoa, Hemichordata, Enteropneusta, Harrimaniidae.
GAUGUUGUGAUCAAUUUUCCGUAGUUUCACGUCUUCUUCGGGUCCACCAUGUCGUUGUUACCUACUCUGCAUCUUAGAUAUCUUCGUAAGUUGACAUUUAUCGCCACGCCUGCUGUUAACGGAUAUAUCCAGCCAUACAGUGUACGUUGCCACCCAUCGCCUCUUUCUGUCUUCAAGCAAUUUGCCUCAACCUCAACUUCAAAAUGUAAAAACAUUUCGGAUCCUAGUCCGCGGACACUAUUCUACGCCAAGCGUCUUUUUACACAUGCAAUUCGAACCAUACACUCGACAACACAUUCUUUUUCAAAUGAAAAUGUUGUUAAAGACGGAGUUUCUCAAGUGCCAGAAAUCAAAGACUCUCUCCACACUGAAUCUGUUCAAACAGACGAGGAAUUGAAGAAGUUAUUGAAAGAAAUGGCGUCUGAUUUUGAUCACCAUAGUGACGAGGAGAAUAAUUGGAAACUUGAAUCUUUUGGCAAGCGAGAUCAUACAACACAUUAUGUUUUCAAUAUUGAUGAAUUGGUUGAGAUUUUGAGAGAAGAAAAUACGCAAGAUAUUUGUGUUAUCGAAGUGCCAAAACACAAACAGUAUGUUGACUACUUUGUCAUUGUUAGCUGUCAAUCAGUGCGUCAUCUACAGGCAACUACUCAGUAUAUUAACCAGAUGUAUAAACAGAAAAAAAGACCUGAAGAUCCAUUCGUGAAAGUGGAGGGAAAACAUACAGAAGAUUGGAUGUGUAUUGAUUUAGGUAAUAUUGUUCUACAUCUAUUUCUCACACCAACAAGAGAACUGUAUGAAUUAGAAAAACUCUGGACGUUAGGUGCAAAAUAUGAUGACCAACUUCGAUAUAUGAUGGAGCAGGCAAAGCAGUCCCUUGUAUUAGAGGAUGAGGAGAUCUCUGAAGAUAAUAGCGAUGAUAAGACACAGAGUGAAGAAAAGCACAAUCAAGAUACAAAACCUAGGCUUUCAUAAUUGAUGUUGAAAUGGAUCCAAAGACUGUUGAUGUGGAAUCUCCCAUGUUUUGUAAACUGUUUUACAGAUAAGAGACCAUGCAAAUCUUGCUUACAACACAUCCUAAAAUGCACAAGGUCUAAACCGAUGCAUUCUAGGUUUCGUCUUCACGUCUCUCAGAUGUAAAUGCGAAAAUAGCAUGCAUUCAUUUUGUCUUGAAAUUGUACUAUCAUAAAAUAACUAGAAAUUAUUUAG